GUGUGUGUGCGUUUCUUGCGAAAAGCACGAAACGUCAACCUGACAGGGACGUUUACAAGGUGUUGCAGCGGUGUGCGUGGCGAAGUGGUGUUGGUGAAGGCUCUGUAAAUACUAUCACUAUCUCCCUCUGAUAUAUUCACCACCCAAUCCAUCGUCGAGUGCGUGAGUGAGACAGUGGCACAGAGUGACAACUAAAGUGAGAUCUGUCCGCCAUUUUCUAGUCGCCAUCGAAGGUGAAAACCUUACUAGAUGUUGGUGUUAAGAGAAUUUUCUCAUUUCUAGAGUGAUUUUGCCACUGUUUUAAAGUAUUUUAUGGCUAAAGUGAAGUGUUGUGUGACAUGAAAAUGUAUUUACUGCAGCAAUGACGCAUCAAAACCACCAAACUAACGGCGCCAGUUUGGAGGAUUGCCACACAAAUUUUUUCGCCUUGACCGAUCUUUGCGGCAUAAAAUGGCGUAAAUUGGUCAUAGGUGAACGACCGAAUGCGUCCAGUGAUCCACUGGACGAUCCAGUAUUGCGUUCAUACUCCCGAUGUUUAGCCGCCGAUAUGCUGUGCGUUUGGCGACGUGUCGCCGCCGUAAAAUCGGAACCGUCCGGUGCUUUAUACGACAUAAGUUUGCCGGUACAGGCUUCCACGGGCAAUGGAUAUGUGGUGCAUCCACCCCUGUCGCUCAGCGCCGCCAAAGAGCUCUGGAUCUUUUGGUAUGGCGAAGAGCCAGACCUGACUGAUCUGGUCGUGCCCGAACUUCUCAAGGCUAAUGAAGGCAGUGAACAAGGAUCGUGGGAAAGCGCCUUAUCUUAUGAAUGCCGUUCUCUACUCUUCAAAGCGUUGCAUAAUCUCAUUGAAAGGAGUCUUCUGUCGCGAGAUGUUGUCCGCCUUGGCAGGUGGUUCGUACAGCCGGGCUCAGGUGGCGAUCGUGCAUCUGGCAAGAGCUCCCACCAUCUGUCAUUCUCAUUUGCAUUCUUCGUGCACGGCGACAGCACGGUGUGCGCCUCGAUGGACCUGCGAGAGCAUCCAGUGGUGCGUCGGCUGACGCCAGAAUAUCUGGCGGAGGCGCAGGCGAAUAGUGGCGGCGAGGUGCGCCCGAAGCCCGUCAUCCUGGCACCAUUUGGCCUGUCGGCGACCUUGACGGGACAGACCUUUCGGUCUGGAUCAAUGGAUCCGGUCACGCAGAAGGCACUGGACGACUGGUGUGCCUUCUAUCCGCUCAACACCAGCGCCAAGGAGGCCACGGAUCUGCCGCCCAUGGUGGAGGUCGUCUCGGGCGGCAUUAAGCUACGUUACCCAUCGAAGUAUGUCCUAGUCACGGAUAUCGAUGACAGUGCCGCAACUGUGGGCAAAUCACUCACCGCCGGGCCCCAAGGGAUGCCCAAUGGUGUUGUGAGUGAGAAGUGUUCAGCUGUGGUCUCGGAGAAUGAAGUCACAUCACACUCACUGCCUGACAUCCCCUUCAAUCACAAUGAUCUGGGCAAUCCGCUCAGCAUGCAUCUGGCACCAUCUGUGGCGACGGUGUUGCCGGAGCGCGUGUGGCAGGAUUGCAUCACCAGUCCACUGGCUCAGGCCUCCACGGCGACCUCGUCCUCCUGCGGCAAUGUGGUGCCCAUGUCGUCGACAUCGCCGAGUGGGAGCAGCAGUAGCAGCAGCAGCAGUAGCACGGGGAAUUCGGGCAGUCAGGGCAUCACCAUUAAGCAGGAGCCCGGCGAGGUGGGAGCAACGCCACCAUCAAAUGGUGGCAGUGACAUUGUUACCUCGACGGGCAGUUGGAACUUCACAGAUCCAACGCUGAAGGCAUCGUGCAGUUGUCUCAGGUGUAGAAAAAUGACUGGACGCUCGUCGGCGACAAGUGGUGGGAAAUCGAGUGGUCGGACUGAGAAGGGCGGUCGCUUGAAUCGGGUGCUGUUCCAUCGGCGACCCAACUCGAUGGUGUUGCAUGGAUCCGGUCCGGCUGGAUCAACAAAGCCAUCCGCAUCGCCUCAGUCGUCCCCGUGUGCAUCCACGAUCGUCGCCACAACUGGCAAGGAUGCCUCCACUUCCUCUACUGCCACACCGACCAGUCAAAGGGUGGGAAACCAGCAACAGAGCCAUCCAUCAUAUCCAAGACACUCGUCGCUGGCUGAAUCUCUAGCCCCAAUACCGUCCGUCGGAUCUCCAGGCAGUGCGGGACCAUCGCCUCAUCCCAACUCCACGCAGUCACAGCCCACGUCUGUUCCCUCGGCGGAUCAGAUGCUAUCAACCAUAUCACCGCAUCCACCGUCAUCUGUGAGCGCCAUCGUUCAGCCACCGACGCCAAUUGAGGCGCACCUGGACAAGAACACGCCCGCCCCGACGCCAACGGACCAACACGAUGCCAAGGCGGUGGCAUCGCCAUAUCAGCAGCAACAGCAGCAGCAGCAGCAAUCGAUAUCUGGUGAUAUGACUGUGGCGACGCCGACGAGUCAAGCCUCGGCUGUGGCGUCCAGCGCGGCCACCGCGACGGCGUCCUCGACGGCGCCCAAGAGUGAGCAGCAGAUGCUGCAAGUGAAGAAAGUGGACCCGAGUGGUAGUCUGAAGACUACGACAAUUCUCAGUAACAAUAUUAGCAGUAAUGUUUGUAAUUUAAGUGUUAAUAACAGUGCUAGUAAUUGUAACUUAAGUAACAAUAGUGGAAUUAGUUGUAAUAGUAGUAGUUUUGUGUCAUCACUGAAGAGACCACAACUUUGUUCGAAAGACUAUGAGAAUAUCAUUGAUGAUGACUACGUGCCGCACCAGCUGCUCUAUGAUUACUCAACAUGGGAAGCAUGGCUCAAUCAUCCAGUAAAACGGUACAAACCCAACGAAGAAUCAAAGGUAAAUCAAAGCUACGACUUGUACGCGGGCCGAAUUCACACGCAGCCUCAUUUUCCACCCGUGACGCCACCGUUGGCAAUUGAGGGACAGGCGAAGAGUGCAGUGAGUGCGGCUGGAGCGAUCGCCGCCACACCGAUGGAUGAGGAGGUGGCGUCGCCGCUUCUGCAGGCGCACGAAAUCAAGAAGGAGGCCGCCGAUACUGAGGCUGGCAAGGAGGCCAAGUGUCUCACAGAGAGUCUCUUCACCAGCGAAGGUCUCCAGGCGUCCUACAAGGAUCUGGAUCAGAUCUUCGACAGUUCAGAUGAGACAUCAAAUGAUGAGACGAUACCCGUCAAUGUUCACACCCCACCUGGCUCCAAUAAGUCCACCAGUGGCAUGGAUGAGAAGCGAUGCGUGAGCAAUCCCAGCACCGGUGGCAUCAGGCCGUAUGGGAAUGAGGAGUUAUCGAAGAUGUUUCCCACGCCGCCGAGUCUGGAGCAUCAUCCCAACUCCAGUCCGUGUGGCGGAGCUCUCUCAGAUGUCCCCAUGACAGACAUACACAGUCCAAAGCUGAAGCUGGAGAACUACCCGAAUCUGGGCAGCCCCGGCGAUGAGCCCAUCGAGGAUUGGACGUAUGUGUUCGUCCCGCCGAAUAUGACAAAGUUCGUGGGUUCCUCCAAAUACUCCCCGCUGACGAAUUUACCCAGUCAGUCGCUGAUGCCGGUGUCACUGCCGUCGAUGGCGAUGUACAAGCCGUCCUGGUUGCAGCAACAAUUGACAAGCAGCAGCAAUAGCAGCAGCAACAGCAGCAACAGUGGCUCGGGUGGCACGACUAGUCUGCCGAGUGGGAGUGGAGAUCGCGGUGGUGUGACGCAGGUGAAGCAGGAGCGCGUGGAACCGCCACUAUCAACGCCAAACACACCGGCAAUGCCAACACCGCCAAACCCCAUGUCCCGACCGUCGCCUGUUGGCUUGAUGGGCGGACCCAUGGGCGGUGGACCGCCACCGCCGCCGCCGCCCAACAUGAUGACGCCAAAUGUGAUGAUGCCGAUGGGGAUGAAUAUGAUGGCGAACGGGAACUAUGGUCAGGGACCGCCGAUGCAGGGCCAUCCCGGAGCGAUGCUCAAGCCUGGCAUGUCGCCCAUCUCACCGGCAACUGGUCAGUUUCCCACUGUGGGCAGUCCCAUGCAUGGUUUGCAGCAUCCAUUCAGGCGGACACCAAUUCCACCGCCGCCACCGUAUGAACUGGCCAUCGCCAGUCCUGCCACCUCCACCAGCAGCUAUCUCAACAAGCAGUUCAACUCACAAGAGCCGGCGACGCCGUCAAUGGGGCCUCGCGGGGCGCCCGAGGCGAAUGCCCUCCUCGUGAAUGUUCUCCUGUACGACACCCUCCUCAACAUUUUUCGUGAUCACAACUUCGAUAGCUGUACAAUUUGUGUGUGCAAUGCGGGGAAGAAGUGCGUGGGGAACAUCAGAGGAUCGGACAGUGGAGUGUAUCUGGCGCUGCCGGGAACCACCUUUGCCUCCAUGACAUCAGCACUGGGGAAUAACAGCUUGUAUGGUGGCGGAAACUUCGGUAUUGACUCGCCGGCGGGCAUGGGAAAUGGUCAGAAUGGAUAUUUUGAUGAGGAUCCCAUCAAGUGCCAGUGUGGCUUCAGUGCAGUGAUGAAUAGACGACUGGCGCAUCGCGCCGGGCUGUUCUAUGAGGAUGAAAUGGAGAUUACGGGCAUGGCGGAGGAUCCGAGUUGUCACAAGAAGCGCUCUCUGUUGACCAUCAUUCUGGGACAGGCGACUGGUGAUGGAUCGCCUGGCGGUGAUGCGAAGGAUGUGGUGGUGAAGCAGGAGAAGACGAGUGAUGGUGGAAGUUCAAGCAACUGUGAUAAUAUGCCGCUGGUACUGAUGGAUUUGCUCCGGGAACAGUGUGCAGUAGUACAAAGUUCAUCCAAUUCCAUACAGCGUGCAAUCAAGUGUUUCCGGGGACUUGUGGCGACGUCCACAGUGGCCAGCACAUCCUCUAGUGUCACACUCAAUGUGCUAGACUACACUGAUGCUCAGGAUGUGAUCAGUUUGGCGCUGGAGCAGGGCAGAAUAGCGUAUGAGACGAACAUCAUUUGCAAGAUGGAGAUGGAUAGUCACUACAAUUCGAGAUUGGCAAUGGUGCCAGGACCGCCGGUGAAGAAUGGUCUGAGUGUGCACAAGUGGCCGUACGUGAGGGCGAAUGGACCGCGGAGUAAUCAGGACAUUGUGAGGAUUAUGAAGUCGAUGCAGCCUCUGUUGCAGGAUGCAUUCCACAAAAAGUGCACCACUCGACUCUGGGAUGCGCCGUACACUGUCCAGGGGCCGCUCACGUGGCGACAAUUCCAUCGAUUGGCCGGCCGAGGGACGGGACAGUGUGAACCGCAGCCCAUUCCGUCAGUUGUGGUGGGUCACGAGAAGGAUUGGCUGUCCGUGGCGCCCUAUGCCAUUCACUACUGGGACAAGUUGCUCCUCGAGCCCUACUCUUAUGCUCGUGAUGUGGCAUAUGUUGUCAUAACGCCGGACAAUGAUCAUGUUGUGAAUCGGGUGAAGACGUACUUCAAAGAGCUGAGCACGACGUACGAGAUGUGCAAAUUGGGACGCCAUACGCCCAUCAAGGGAUGGGAAGGAGUGAUGCGAGUGGGCAGGAAUGUGAAGAAUCUCUCAGCUCUGCCCGGAUUGACACCAAAUGCCACGAGCAAUGACUCCAUCGAUGAGUGGUUCACGAUGUUGGGUGACAGCAAGAUAAGCGAAUACCUCAAGUUUUAUGCACAGGCGUGUCAGGUGCAAUUGGUGCCGUAUCUCAACAAAGUCUCGACGGACAAGAGUCUCCUGGAUCCACCGGAGAGUGCAAAUUCAAUUGGGAGCGGAAAUCUCAACAAGGAUCGCUCACUGCCCAGUCCAAUGCCACCACCGAGCACGCCAGAGUCAUCGCAGACAUCCGACAAGGCGCCAAGUACACCAAAGUCUGACAAUGAUAGUGAAAAUCAGCGAGAAUCACUCAAUACAUCGAGUUCAACGCCCAACAGUCAUUCUGAUCCUUUGGGAUCGUCUGAAGACGAUGAGGUCAAUCCUCCCUGUAUUGUUGUGUACAUCGUUGAGCCCUUCACAUGUCUGUCAAACACAUCGGAUAAGCAAAGAUUGGCUGUAUUGGCACUCCUGCGCUGCUACUCAAACAUCCUAUCGUCUGUGCCGGAGGGAAUCAGGAGUAAUAUUCAAUUUCAGCUGAUUUCACAAGAGAGCAUCAUGGAAUUGGGCAGGAGUCGGGAUCAGUUGCGUUUCAGUGAUGAGAUGCGCUGCCUGGCUCUGAGUGUCUUCUCACAAUGUCGUCGCUUCCUCACGCACACGAGCAAUGUGAAGAGCUUGACGGGCUUCGGAACAGCAGCUAAUAUGGAAUUGUUCUUGAAGAACAAGGACGAGAAGAAUCGCGAGCCUUACAAGUUGUACACGCCGCCGUACAUUUUGGCGGCGCAGCAUGAGAAGAGUGAGAAUGCGGAACUCUUUGGCACGGCCAGUAUUGAGCAGCAGUCUUCAGUGCUGUACUGCAGCUAUUGCUUGUCAGAGGAUCAGAGUUGGUUGUUGGCCGUGGCGACGGACGAACGGGGUGAAUUGCUGGAGACGGUGACGAUAAAUAUUGACAUCCCGAACAGGAGUCGACGGAAGAAGGCGUCAGCCAGGCGAUUGGGCUUGCAGAAGCUGAUGGACUUCAUUCUGGGUGUGAUAUCGCAGAGUGUUCAGCCGUGGCGACUGGUUGUGGGUCGAAUUGGACGGAUUGGGCAUGGUGAACUGAAGGGGUGGAGUUGGCUGCUGAGUAAACAGAAUCUCCUUAAGGCUUCCAAGCAGCUCAAAGACAUCUGCAAACAGUGCUCUCUCAUGUAUCCUCAUGCCGCACCCAGUAUCCUCAGUGCAUGCCUAAUCACGCUAGAGCCAGACUCCACACUUCGCGUGAUGCCCGAUCAAUUCACGCCGGAUGAGCGCUUCAGUCAGAUCUCAAUGCAGAAUCCCUUGUCGACACCUCAGGAUGUCACAUGUACGCAUAUCCUCGUCUUUCCCACCAGUGCCAUUGCUCAGUCAUCACAAACCGCCUUCCAAGACAUCCAGCACAUCAAUGACCUGGAUGAGGAGUUCUUCCCGAGCCUGGACGAUGGAGAGGGCAUGGAUGAGAUGGAUGCGACCAUGAAUGGGCUCGGGGACAUUUUCGAUCAAUGGGACACCGAACCACAAAUGCCGCCUGCAAGUCCUGAACGUGCCUCCAAGUUGGGGAGUCCUGGCGGAAUGGAGGACAACAGGAGUCGCCAGAGUCCGGGUCCCAGCGGUGGGAAUUGUCAAUCGAGAAAUGCUCACUCGUCGCAGGACACGGAAGAGGUUGGCCAGUUGUUGCAGCAACCACUGGCGCUGGGCUACUUGGUCUCCACGGCGCCCACGGGCCGGAUGCCGUCGUGGUUCUGGUCAUCGUGUCCGCACAUGGAGAAUGUGUGUCCGGUGUUCCUCAAGACGGCCCUCCAUCUGCACAGUCCGGCCAUUCAGCAGAACACGGACGACUUGCUGCAGCAGAAUCACUCCUCCGCCACGGAUCAUCCGCUGGAUUCGCAGUUCACGGCAGAUGUGCUGCGGCACGUGCUGGAGGGCUACAAUGUGCUGUCGUGGCUGGCGAUGGAUGCCAACACGCGUGACAGGCUGUCGUGUCUGCCCAUUCACGUGCAGGUUCUCAUGCAGCUCUAUCACAUGACGGCGGCGCUCGCGUGAGCGGAGUUGGACGAAAUACUCACAGGAAACUGACUUCCGUAGAUUUUUAGGCUUGAUAUAAGAGAGAGAGACGCGAACGCUGAUUGGUUUGAGUCUAUCCGGAAGGAGAGAGUUGUACCAGAAAGAAAUCCUGUAGAAUAUCAUUUUAAUUAUAUUGAUUAUAUUGAAUAGUUGAUUUACAUCCGCAUAAUGGCCUCCUCUUUGGAUUAUCUGUGAUACUAGAUACUAAUAUGUGAAUGAUGAGCGAAAGGGAAGAGAGAGAGAGAGAGAGAGGGAGUAAGAGAAGGGACGAUAGUGAGAGAAAAGCAUACAAGUAAAUUAUAUAAAGAGACAUAGAGAUGAGAGUAUAUUAAACAAUUGAGAAGAAAACACACGUUUCAAAUGUAUAAUUCUUAAGAAUUGUAGCUGAAUAUUUAAAAACAAUAUUGUAUUUAUAUGCAAUUUCAAAAUGAUUUUUCAAAAUAUUUUUUUUUAAUUAGAAAAUAUAUAUAUAUAUUUAAUUUUUUUCUAUAUAUACAGAAAUGAUAAUUGUAUAAAGAGCAGCAUAUAAAGGUAGUUAAUUCUAAUGAUACUGAACGAAGGUCUUCUGUGGAAGAACACACAAAAAAGCAACAUAAGAAAUGUAAAGUUAAGUGGAAAAAAAGUCCUUAAGUUUGUCUCCCGUUUUGCCCAUUUUUCAAAAAAAAACAGUGAGAAAGAUGGUGAAAUUGUAGGUAGAAGAAAGAAAGAAGUGUGAAAGGGAAGUAGAGAAGGUAUUUUUUUAGUUAAAAUUUUUUAAUUUGCAAAUAACAAAGGCGACUAUAAUUACUCAGAAAAAAGGAGAAGAAGAUAAAGAGCGACACUAACAUUUAUUGUGAAUAGCAGAAGAGAUGUAAAAAAAUUUAUCUAAAGUUGAUUUAGGUGACAAAAUUUGCGUAAAAAAUUGUUGGUAUGAGAAAUUUUUUGAUUUAAUCGAAAUUAUAAUGAUCAGAAGAUGAUCAAAAUGUUUAAGCAUGUUUCGGCAAGUUUUUCACACACACACACACACAUCUUUGUAAAUCUUAAUCAUUUUCCUUUUAAUGCUUGUAGUGCAGAGAAAAAGAAAAAGUGCCCAAAGACUGACUUUGUGGCCUCUGAAGCCACACAGAAGAAUAUAGAGAAGAUUUCUUUCACAUAAUCCACUCUCACAUUUAUAAAAAAUAGGGAGGAAAUGAAAAUUGAUUUCACAAAGAAGAGAAAAUGCGGAAUUUGAGGUGGAAAGAGAAAAUAUAACGUACGUAAAAGGUUUCAAUGUGAACAAAGUUGUGUAAUGUCUUAACAUUUUUUUUUUAAUUUUAUAAUUUGAACAAAGGUUUUCCAUGAGAAUUUUCUGUUUUUCUUUGUCUUUCUGUAUUCCUGUUCUUUUCUGAUUCUUGUCCUUUGCCGUGACGGUGAAAUGGGGAAAAAAAAACUUAACUCAAAGUCAAUAUUUAAUGAAGACAAUUUAAAAAGAGCAAAUUUUAAUAAAAUAUAAAUGAUGAUGAAGAAGAAAAAGUUAGCGAUAAAACGGGGCCAAACUGAAUGCGUGGGGCGAAAAAACUUCCAUUCAUUAACAAAAAUGAAAUUCUUCCUCUUUAAUGAAUUAUUUUACUCUCAUUUUCUAUCACACUUAUAAUAAAUAAAGAAAAAAAUCUUCGCACUGUCCUCGAGCGCCCUGCGAAUUUUUACAUGACAAGAUAUGAAUGUUUUUUGGAACCAUUUUUAUCAAAACCACUCCACAAUUCGUGCGUGUGCGUGAAGAGAGAACAUUUUAUAUCACCAGUGAAAAUAAGGGUGGGGGAAGAAAGCGCAGUGGAGGAGGAAAAGUAUUGGGAAAAUUCUCUGUAAACAAUGUUGAACAAAAAAAAAGUAAAGAAAAAUAGAAGGAAAAAUCAAAUAAAUUCUGGCAAAGUUGAGAGAGAGAUUUUAUUGGGCGGAGGCGAAGAGAGAAAGAAGCAACAAGAAUAGUAUAAAUUGUGUAUUAGAACAGAGUCACAAAAGUGUUUGUGACACUCAAGUAACUGAUAAGCGGAUGAAAAGUGGAGUAAGUCUAAUAAAAGUGAAAUUAUUACAAUUAAAUGUAAUGUUAAAACGAGAACAAAAACCAAAUAUUCACAAAAAUCUGGACACAAUAUUAAAUUAUUAACUAUUAAAUUACUAAUUGUAGCGUAAAGUGAAGUUUGUAUAAAGUUGAGAGUGAGAAGAGAAGUAGAAAGAAGGGCGAGAGAGUGAGAAAUUAUUUGAAGAACACAAGAAGGAAGAAGAAAUCAAUUUAUUAAUUAAUAACUAACAAAAAAAAGAAGAUAUGAAUGUAAAUUAUUGAGGAAGAAAAAACAGCACAUGAUCACAUUUAAAAAAAAAUGGUAAAGAAGAUAUUUAAAGUUGAAAGGAGGAAAAUCCGUAGUUUUCAGUCAAUUUGUAGAGAUUAUAUAUUUAUUGAUUCCUCAUCCGCGCCCUUCCUGACUAAGAAAAAGAAGAGAAGAAGCAAAAAACAGUGUUUCAAAUGACGGCUCAUUUUUGUGAGGUAAACAAUUUGAGGAGGAAAGAUUGAAAAUCACUCAUUAUAAAAAGUAAUUCAUAAAUUAAAGGUAUAAACAAUUGUAAAAGGGGGAUUUAAGUGAUUUAUUUUUUAGGAAAUAAAAGGAAAGCAUCUAAAUUAAAUCUUGUACAUAGUGAACAUAAUUUUAAAUUAAAUUAUAUUUAAUUCAAUGAUGAAAUUACAAAAAAAAUAUAUUAACUUAACAAAAUAUUGUAUUAAUUAUUGACAAAAAGAAGAUGAAGAAGAGAGAAGAACCUACAUUAAUUAUUGCUGUAUUUAAUGCGAAAGAGAUGACGAAUUCUUAAGGAUUUAUCUAAAAAAAAAAAACUCACUCCUAAUUAAUACACAUUACACAAAGAGAGAAAACAAGCAGUAAUUUUAAUUUUAGUGAUAUAAAGUGAACAUUUUGAAAGAAAAAUGAUGAAAAGUAUAUAUUAAAUGUAAUUAUUAAACUGAAACAUGAUUGAUGGCAAGGGAGACGCGGUCAUUGAGCAACAAUACCAACUGUGUUGUCUGGAGUGACGUAAUGUGGAAAGGAGACUGAUAUCCCAUUUAAUUUUCCUAUUAUCCUUCGCUCCUCACUUGACAAGAAAACCAACAAAAUACAAACUUUGUAGUGUGUUUAGACGAGAAAUGAAGGUUUAUUCUCAAAGUUCAUCCCGCACACGAACCCUUUCGGCUUAAAUCACUCUGGACAAAGUGUAAUUAUAUAUUCGAGGAGAGACACAACACAAAAUAUUAUUACGAUGAUUAUUAAUUAUUAUUAUUGAACUUUAUAGGAAGAGAGAUGAAAGAGAGAGAGAGA
This is a messenger RNA of Phlebotomus argentipes, 10908 nucleotides long. It is a transcript of the gene skd, whose product is annotated as mediator of RNA polymerase II transcription subunit 13. Gene Ontology annotation, biological process: regulation of transcription by RNA polymerase II. Bases 362 to 7567 code for a protein of 2401 amino acids. Gene Ontology annotation, cellular component: mediator complex. NCBI's taxonomy places the organism in Eukaryota, Metazoa, Arthropoda, Insecta, Diptera, Psychodidae. Gene Ontology annotation, molecular function: transcription coregulator activity. The record is from RefSeq and is a predicted model, not a curated record. The transcript has 15 exons.